AUGGCUGUCUCAGGUGCUGUGCAAUGGUGGGAGUUGUGGCAGCUGCGCAUCCUCGUCCUUGCUAGCGUGCUGAAUCAGGGCAUCCUCCUGGUAGCUUCCGUCGUGCGUAAGUCAACCAUCAGACCCUCCUGGUUUAGACAAUUCCUCAUUUGGCUAGCAUACCUCGGCAGCGAUGCCAUUGCAAUCUAUGCGCUUGCCACCCUCUUCAACCGUCAGAAGAAGCAUAGUGGACACGGUGUCCUGGAGGUGUUGUGGGCGCCUGUCCUCCUCAUACAUCUUGGUGGACAGGACAGCAUAUCCGCCUACAACAUCGAAGACAACGAGCUAUGGACGCGGCACCUCCUCACCUCGGUGUCUCAGGUCACCGUGGCUGUCUACGUCUUCUGCAAAUCAUGGCCAGGAGAUGACGAGAGGCUGCUGCAGGCAGCAAUAUUGCUCUUCAUCCCGGGUAUCUUCAAAUGUUUCCAGAAGCCCUGGGCUCUCAGCAGAGCUAGCAUUAACAACCUAGUGAGCUCUGACGAACCUAUUGUGAGGUCGAUAGACACACCUGAGCUCAAGAUUGAUCCGCUUGAAGAUUUCAUUGAAAAGGCAAAGGCAGCUAGUUCAGCUGGGCCCAAUGAUACACCAGUCACGCCUGCGGACUUUUCUCCUUAUAAGCUAUUUGUAGACCUUCCAUCUCCAUCCCCAGAUGAUCGGAUAAGGAUGCUACUGUCCUUCUCAACGCUCAAUGACAUCUAUGCGCAUAAUAAGCUCCAAUUUUGGCUCCGUCAGACCUUCGAACUCCUCUAUACAAAAGUAAAGAUGUUCCCUCUAAGUAGUGUAAUGCCUAUAAGGGGUAGGGAUAAAUCGGAUAAUGUGAGCUUUUUUCUUCAGAUCAACGUUGUUGUGCGUCAAUUAGCUAUGUACCUUCCGUUUGCAGCCAUAGCCCUCUUCCACCAGAGUCACAGAGAAGCUUACAGUAAAGAAGAUGUCGUGGUUACAUUUAUCUUGCUCUCUUGUACGGCUGUCCUAGAGAUUUACAUCCUUGUCCUACACAUGUUCACAAACCUCCCUGAAAAUCGACGGUCAACACAGCAAGCUGUGGUUAUAGAAGGUCUGGUUUCACAAUACAACCUUAUAGGACUCCUUGUCCGCAACAAAGAGCAUUGCAAGAAGAUGGCGAUCCUGGGAUACAUUGGAUGCACCGACUUUCUUCAGCAACGUUGGCCCAUGAAGUCUUGCCGCUCAUCCUUCAAGAUUACAAAGGCAGUACUCAAAUAUGUUAAAAGCGGGUGGCAUCACCACAUAUGUGAUGUUUCCACUUACAGGAAGUUCAGUGACAACAGGGGCCAGUCUACUCUUGAGCGGCAAGGAUGCUACCAGGAACUGGGAUGGAGCUUAGAGGGUGCAUUCGACGAGAGUGUUCUCCUCUGGCAUCUCGCCACUGAUUUCUGCUACUACAUCGACACGGGUGCAUCUCCUACUCAAUGCACGCAAGAUUCAUGUCCUGGUGUUUAUGCAUGCCCUGCUUGGUGCAGAGGAUCUGAGCAUCACGAAGGGGCCGUCCAGUGCAGAGAAAUGUCCAACUACAUGAUGUAUCUACUGUAUGUGAAUCCUGAGAUGCUAAUGGCAGGCACUAGAAGGAACCUUUUCACAGCCGCCUAUGACGAACUGAAGGGUAUCAUCACUGUGGGUGACAAGUCACCUGUGGAGGAAAGAGAUCUUACGCAGAGGAUAAUUUUUGCGGUGGAUGGGGGAGGAUCUCCACCUCCAGAUGGUACCCAACGACAACAGGGGGGCAUUACCCAUCUCGCUUGGAGCAUUGCCAAAGUGUUGUCAGGUCUGCCUGAAGAGAAGAUGUGGAAUGUGAUCGAAGGCGUGUGGGUGGAGAUGAUGUGUUUCUCUGCUGCUAGAUGCAGAGGGUACCUGCAUGCCAAGGGUCUGGCCAUGGUCGCGGAGUACCUCAGCUAUGUAUGGCUCCUACAGUACUACAUGGGGAUGGAGACGUUGGCAGCCAAACUUCAGAAGGUGGAUCAUCACCGCAAAGGAGUGGAGCAUGGGGAUGAUCCUUUAACUUCUCAUGCUACUGGUCCAUCAGGAUCAAGUGGCGCGCAUGCGGAAGGUCAAUCCGCUGGUUAUCGGGCCAGUGAGGAUCCUAUGGAAGAAAUCCUAUGAUUCACGACUGUAUUUCCGGACACUAAUCUUUCCCUAUUUCCCGUGUCUAUGUUUGCUCUUUCUUUUUGUUUUGAGAGGCUAUGUUUGCUCUUUCUGUGUGACUGCAUCUUUUUUCUGUUGUUUAACGGUGCAAUAA
Messenger RNA from Lolium perenne, 2290 nucleotides. RefSeq lists its product as uncharacterized. Lineage: Eukaryota; Viridiplantae; Streptophyta; Magnoliopsida; Poales; Poaceae. The record is from RefSeq and is a predicted model, not a curated record.